AUGGAAGACCUAUUAGCUUUUAUAAUACAGUUGCAAAAACAACAAGAAGAACAGCAACAGGAUUUGCAGAAGCAACUAGAACAGCAACAACUAAAACAACAACAAUUAUUGGAACUCUAUGCAAGGAAGUCUGUAAAUGCGUUAAGUUCAUUUUCACCAGACAGCAUAUUGAACUCGAUUAUGGAAUUCAGUUAUGCCCCAGAAGAGGGUAUAACUUUUGCAAUGUACUACAGAAGGUACAAGGAGAUUUUUAAGGAAGAUUGUAAGACAUGGUCAGACGAAGUAAAAGUAAGGUUAUUAUUACAUAAAUUAGCUUCAUCUGAGUGUGAACAACACUGUAGUUUCAUAUUACCCAAAAAGUCUUGUGAAAUUUUUUUUCAGGAAACAAUCAAAUUACUAUCUGACAUAUUCGGUGAUAAAACUUCUUUCUUUAAUACUCGAAUGGAGUGUUGGAAUUUAAUAAAAAAGAGGAUGAUGACUUUAUUAUAUAUGCAGAAACAGUCAACAGAAUGUGUAAAAGUUUUAAACUUGAAGAACUUACCCCUGAGAUGUUUUAACUCUUCGUUUUUGUACAGGGCCUUACAGCAAAUGAAGAUACAGAAAUACGGGCAAGAAUUCUUUCAAAACUUGAAGCAACGACCAAGAUUGAAACUUGCAGACUGUUGCAGAAGGGUAUCAAAGUAUAGUAAACCUGAAACACGACAUAAGAAAAAUUCAAGAAAAGGAUUUCGCAAAAAUACUGAUAUGUUGACCAAGAAAGUGUAA
This is a messenger RNA of Octopus sinensis (East Asian common octopus), 765 nucleotides long. RefSeq lists its product as uncharacterized. The coding region runs from base 1 to 765 and encodes 254 amino acids. NCBI's taxonomy places the organism in Eukaryota, Metazoa, Mollusca, Cephalopoda, Octopoda, Octopodidae. The record is from RefSeq and is a predicted model, not a curated record. The transcript has a single exon.